CCGGUUGGAAGUUAAGCUCGUCUUUCAAGACGUUGAAUCCGUUGAGCCUUCAGAGGACCACCCGCGUAACCGAUCUCGCUUCUGUUGGGUUGAUAAGCUGCUCAGCGCGAGGAGUAUAUUGCCUUCACCGCGUCUGACUCAUCUGCUUCGUCUGCAGAACUUCGGUUCGGCUUGAUUUGUCCAAGACAUCCGCGAAACACAGCAGCACUUGCCUCACAUCACGACAACGAUGGACCCCUCUAAAGUCCGGACGGCAGUGAAGCGAUUCGUCUGCGAUCUAAAUGACAUUCGCCGCCGCGCAGAAGAGCGAGAAUCUGCUGCAAAGCGCGACCUGGAUCAAGAGGCACCGGCACUCCAAAGAAAGGUCAGUGUCCUUCGCAAGCGAAGGACACAGCUAACGGAGGAACUGACUGCGCGUCGACAAGAAGAAGAUCAUGCCCGUCAGCGACUGGUAGAGCUCGAGGAGGCCUACAAUGCGUCUGUUCAGCAUAGGCUUAUGGUCUCGGCCUUGCCAAGCACGCAGACUUUGCUUGACUUCAUACUCGGCGACCCGGCUCCCUCGGAUUGCGCGUCGCCCAAGCCACUUGCUUCAACACGGCCUUGUUCAGGUAUCUUCAUGGAAGUAGGCCACGCUGAUGACUUGGCUCUGGACACCGAAAAACAUAACCCUUCUUGUCUAGCGCCACCUGCGUCCAUCCCCACCCCUCCAACGAAGAGGCAGGCCGGAUACAUGCAUGGGAUGCCGGGCAAACGACGUCGCCAUCAAGCCUCGGCUAUGGCAUUGGUCGAGGAGACAGUCGGCAAUGAUGGGCUUUGCGACGAUGGGAACGCGAGAUGCGAUCACAGGACCAUUCAAGACGGCGAGGGAUGGUCUAUCCUCGGGUGCAACGAACACCAUGCAGAAUUUCUGCACCCGGAAGCAUGCAAGCUGUGUAUAGAUGCGCAUCGGGCACCACCUCUUAGCUCGACGAUGCCGCAGAACCUCAGCGGGGCACACGGUGUUGUUGGUGCGCUCGGAAUCGAUUUUUAGGGAUAUAAAGGAGCGCAUAUAGCAAUGCAAAGGUUCUGCCGAAGAUCAUUGGUGGAAAGCAGCAUGAGACGCAGUCAUCGGGAAUCUCGAAAGCCCGCAAGUCCAAUAUUAUAACGGACGUACUCUGCGAAAACAGCCUCGAGUCCGGCAAACGGGUCAACGGGAGUGAGUCAAGAAAGCGAUACUACUAGCAUGGGGGAUUGGUGACAAGCAAGGCCUGAAAUUACACGCAGGCAUUGGCGUAGAAUAACGGAAUGAUACGUAUGUUUUUGGCCAUCAACGACGGUCAGUAAGAAUUCG
This is a messenger RNA of Colletotrichum godetiae, 1330 nucleotides long. RefSeq lists its product as uncharacterized. Bases 230 to 1030 code for a protein of 266 amino acids. The transcript has 2 exons. The record is from RefSeq and is a predicted model, not a curated record. NCBI's taxonomy places the organism in Eukaryota, Fungi, Ascomycota, Sordariomycetes, Glomerellales, Glomerellaceae.